AAGCACUUUCCCAGACAAUAGAAAUCAAGCUCGACGACAGCGGUGAAUGGAAAAACAUUUGAUCACUGCUUCAUCAGGUGGUGUAAGCCACUAUGCAGUUCAAUUAGAGAAAUUGGGCAAAACUCAUGUGACGGCCAAAAGGUGCUGCAUUAAAGAGUCCUUCCGGUAAGACAGAAGAGUCGGUUCAGUGCAAAGGGGUCCUGAAGGUUCUCUCAGUGCUGGUACCGAGGCUGCUGUUGCUCGUGACGCUUUUGAAGGAAUGAUAGAAACUUUGUCAAGGACCAAAGAAAGUAUUGGGCGUGCAACUCGUCUUGCCAUAGAUUGUGCUAAGUAUGGCAUUGCCAACGAGGUUGUUGAACUUCUCAUCCGGAAGUUGGAAAAUGAAGCUAGUUUUCAUCGCAAAGUGGAUUUAUUUUUUCUUGUUGAUUCUAUCACUCAGUGCUCACAUAGUCAAAAAGGUAUUGGUAGUUUCAGGAGAGACAUGUUGUGGUAAAACAAUACAGCUGCCACAAUUCAUUUUGGAAGAAGAAAUAUCUCGUUUGUGUGGAGCUGACUGCAACAUAAUUUGCACUCAACACCGACACUGAGACAUAAGUCUAUUUUUGUACGGUUUCGUUGUCUUAUAUGAUUCCAAUUCCAAGCAUUAUUAGACUGCAAUAAAUUCUUGAUAUACCUUUUGACGGUUGAUUUGUCAAGUCAUUUGUGUUAUGUUGUCUUUACUAUAUCCGUCGUUUUGUUCCUUUAUACGUCUACUAAAGUAAACUGUUUGACAAUUUAUUUGAUUAGGUUAUGCGAGGGAGGAGAACUACUUGACCGAAUAUUGGGCAAGUAAGUUCAGUUUGAUCUUAGAUGUGAUUGACUCUCCAGGUUGAGUUAUGGGCACUAAACAAGAUUCAUGGAGGUAUCUAAUAUAUCUUUAGACAUUGCUUUUGAUUUGGAACUUUGUUGUUUUUGUUUGAUUUGGGACUUUGUUGUUUUUAUGUGACUUGUUGUUUAGAUAAUUGCAUUCAAAUGUAUUCAAAUGUUUUCAAACUGUAUGCAAAGUGGUUAGUUAAGGGUUA
Molecule: messenger RNA, 1061 nt
Organism: Vicia villosa (hairy vetch)
Lineage: Eukaryota; Viridiplantae; Streptophyta; Magnoliopsida; Fabales; Fabaceae
Product: ENHANCER OF AG-4 protein 2-like
Exons: 3
Coding region: 260-493 (77 amino acids)
Biological process (GO): regulation of transcription by RNA polymerase II
Cellular component (GO): nucleus
Molecular function (GO): double-stranded DNA binding; transcription coregulator activity
Source: RefSeq, a predicted model, not a curated record